Molecule: messenger RNA, 3993 nt
Organism: Acanthosepion pharaonis
Lineage: Eukaryota; Metazoa; Mollusca; Cephalopoda; Sepiida; Sepiidae
Source: the annotation of a GenBank genome assembly
AUGCGCUUUAGCCGUUUUCAAUUCACGUGUAUUUACACGGGCGUCGUAGAUGAAAAAAGGGAGGGUUUGUGUUUGACACUAAAACCUUUGUGGGCUUUUUUUUUUUGCUCGAUUUUCUCUCAUGCAUUGGAUAAUAAUGUGGUUAUAUCACAGCAUACGGAAAGACACGUUAUUAUAAAAAAAAAAAAAAAUAGAAAGGAAGCAAAAAAAUUGACCACCUCAUUCUGUGUUUUUUGCCAUGGCGGAAACGGUUCCCUUGUCCUUUCUACUUGCUUCUCUUACAAUAUGGAAGAUACUUUGAGGGGCAGUGCCAGUAGUGUGAGCAUAUCAUUCAGCAGUGAAACUACUGAUGACCACCCAUCUACAAGUGGGUGCAGUAGCAUGCAUGUUACUGGCCACGAAUUUAGGAAACUCAAGAAAGAAAAAGUAAAAGCUUACAUCCAACAAAUAAAAUCUAUGGUACCUCCGUCCAAGGAGCGUGGGAAAAAGACUGGCACAUUAAAAGCAUUACAGCAUGUCAUUGAUAAACUGAAGAAUUUGAAAGAUAACAAAGAUGAAUCCAAAUUCAAUUCAUUUGAUGACAGUGCAACUGGAAGUGUCAGUCAGUACAGUGGCAGCAGUAUUGCUCGGAGUACAGAAAUACAAAGCAAGCCACAAAAAGAAACCUUCAUGGUUGCAGUUACACUGGACUGCCGAGUGGAAUCUGUUGAUUCUUCCUUGCUCCAAUAUCUUGGCUAUCCUAAAGACAGUUGGCAUGGGCAUCUGCUGACAAGUUUCACAUCACGAAAGGACAUUAUAACUGUGAACAAUAUGCUGUCAAAAAAUGAGAGUGUCUUCAAGAGAUUUACAGAUCCUGGAGGAACAGUAAGCCAAAAAGAAAAAGUUAUUUAUUUCCGACUUAGGUACUAUAAACAUUUGAAUGAAGGCUAUGGCCUGAAACGUCCAGAUAAGUUUUGCGCAUUUCAAGCAUCUGUCACUACACAAGUCCUAGAUGCACCUACAACUGAAAAGGAAAGAGUUGAUGUAUCUGGCAUGAAGAAAACUAAGCAUUUCAUCUUAAAAUGUGUUCCACUUCAUUCAGCUUACAUUGUAGGUUCAAUGCCCAAGAACUUUUCUUUUUCAACAACACAUACGCUUUACUGCAACCUAAAUUACAUCAGUAACAGUGCUAUCACACUGCUGGGUUUCCUGCCACAGGAUUUGACUGGGCUUUCUGUGUUUGAGUUGUACCACCCAGAUGACUUGCCUUAUCUAUACACUGUUUAUCAGCGAAUUGUCUCUUCAAAGGGUAAGGCUUUUAAGAGUGAGCCAUACAGAAUGCGCACACGGAAUCAAAACUGGGUAUAUGUUGAGACUGAAUGGUCUGGCUCAGUCAAUCAAUGGUCCAAAUGGUUUGAACAUAUCAGUGGGCAACAUACAGUGGUCAGAGUGCCAGAAAAUCCCAAUGUCUUUGAUGAGGAGAAUAGCAAAGCGUACCCAAUUUUGACAGAAGAAACUCAACUGCAACAACAGAAACUUCAGAGAAGGAUUCAAGAUCUCUUAUUACAACAGACAACAAGUGAUGAUUCUGCUAUUAUCACUCUGCCAUCAAAACCAUCCACUUCCUUCGAUGCUGCAACUACUGCUGUGACCUCGGCUAAAGAAACAGACAAUACAGCCGACCUAGAAAAAAAUAAGCCAGAGAGUAAAUCAAAAGAAGCACUUAUGACUGCUGGCAGUUUUGUUGAAGAAGUAAUUCGUUAUCAGAAUGAUGGCAAUGUUAGCCCUGCAGUAUCUCAUUCCAGUUCUCCUCAAAUCCUCUUUGAUUCAGACACAUCCAUCACUUAUGAGCAACUCAAUUAUUCUUAUAACAUAAAACGGUUUUUGUUGAGUCAACCCAAAACUUAUCAUUCAGAUAACUCCGACAAAGGAGAUUCAAAAUGCACCAAUCUGAAAGAUGUCAAAGAAGUCCUGGAUGGUAAACGCCCAAAACUCUUUGCUGGUGAUAGUGAUGUCUGUGAAGAUGCUGACUUUGCUUCAGUGGAUAUUCCAAUCCUAAACCCUCCAAGUUUUGGUAGCAGUACAAAGGUUUUAGUGUCUGACCAAGAGCCAAGAGAAACAACCAGCCCACCAGCCGAUGAAUAUUUUGAAGAUUUUAUCAUGCACAAGGAACUUUCUCAGCCAAGCCAAGUUUUUUCUGACGGACAAAAUUUGUACCAACCUGUUGCUCUCACACCAGAAGUGCUACGAAUGCAUACAAAGUUCCAGGAACGUUUAUAUGUUCAGCAGGCAACAAGUGAUUCCAGUUUAUUUGAGCUUGACCGUGGCCGCAGCUCAGACAACAGUGGUAAUAGCAAUGUGAAGCGUUCGAAGCGGCACUUGCCCGAGAGUGGAGAGCAAGACACUUACUCACAUCCAUUGAAAGUGCCCCGCUUUGAUGACUCUUACAUGUCAGCCAGUAAUGUACAGCAUCCAGAACAAUCGACCAUGUCAAGCUCCCAAACAAAGCCUGGUCCCUAUUUCAACAAGCAGCAAUCAUUCUAUCGGCCUUCUUUCCCUGUGAACAUGUCAUAUCCCAAGUUUCCAUCACAGCCUGGUUUCCAAAAUAUUCAUAAUACUACAUUUCCACAAUAUCAACAGCCUAAACUGGGACUGUAUUCACAAGCAAUCCCUGUGUUGCCAUAUGACACAGCAAUUCAUAUGACCACCAACACCACAACUCCUACAGCCACCCAAAUGAACUAUUCUUCCAAUACAACUGCUAACUCACUAUCAAACACUUAUUGGCCUUGUUAUGCUCAAACUGGUAUGUCAUUCAUGCCCACCCAACUAGUGGGAGGCACUCAGUUGAUGGGAGGAUUUUAUCAACCAAUGCCAGGAAUGUUCCAGACAUUUGCUACACCAAUUCCCUACUCCACUAAUUUGCCCAGCAUGACAACAAACAAAACAACUGGUGCAAUGCAAGAUUCUACAACUCUUUCAUCAACAAUGCAUCUAAAUCCAAUAUGCCCGGGUAUGAAAGGCCCUAUCACUUCUUCCACUAUGAGUAAACAUGAAUCGAUGAAACAACCAACCAAAAUCUCUGAGAGUUCAGGAAGUACUUCAUCACAAGAGGAAACUAGUUCAUCUUUAUUGUAUUUGUUAGAGACUGGUAGCUACAACACAAGCUCAUCUACUCCUGAUGAUAUUGAAAACAUAAGGAAAAACAGACGCCUUCCACGGGAUCCAUUCUGGCUUCAGAGUACAAACUGGUCAUCCAAUAUCCGAAUGAAAUACACUGUGCCACAAAAGUCAAUGAAACGUGUUUUAAAAGAAGAUAAUGAGAAACUGAAUUCUCUUUAUCAGCCAAAGCUUCUGCUGGAACAACUGAAAGAUCUCAAAACCCACAAUGCUAAAAUGCCAGUUAUUAAUGAAGAAGAUGAUUUCUUGAUCUUCUUUGAUCAAUCAACCCAACUAAGCAAUACCAGACCUAAUGGAGAGGAGGAAGAGGAUGAGAAGACCUCUACCCUGUCUCCUGAAGAGGAUGAUGAUGAUGAUGUAGACACAGAGGUUGUGGUAUUUGGAUCAGUUACAGAUGAGCCUCAAAACAAGUCAGGCACAUCUAUGAUGGACACUUCCAGAGAUAAUUCUGAGAAAACUCUUGAAGCAGAAAGCAAAGAGCAGAACCAUUCUGAAAAAAUUGAAUCUAGUGACAAUGAUGAUGACAAAUCUGACAGUUCCUCAAAGAAUUCAAGUUGUCUCACUCCAAGCGACCAGAGAAGCAAUGAGGAAGCUGGUAGUUCUUUGAAAGAAUCUGAUGGUGCUUCAAAGGAAUCUGAUUCUGCAUUACAAAAAGAAAUGUGUAGAACUCCCUUCCCAUCCAAUAUGAAAUUCAUUUUCAUUAUGUGUUUUUCUCAAUACUUUCAUACCAGUUUUUUCUCUGUCUUUUCCAUUUCUUCAUUCCGAAUAUCUUCAUAUUUAAAAGAUCUUUUAGCUAUUUAUUGGUGCCACAACCCAAUAAACACUCAUUUUUGA